AAGAACAUCCUUUGGUUUUACUUUUCUUUUGUUCAAAGUAAAAACCUAAAAAACAAAAAUAAACAGAAAUUUCCAUGUUUUUUUUCCUUACCCCUGACCGUAUAAACGUUUGUCGGAAGAAUCUCUCCGAUUGUCACCGAUUUCUGUUUCCAGCUGAUUUCUGAGAUUGUCCGUUCGGUUCUAGGGUUCCAUUGCUCUUCGGAAUCUGUUCACCUUUCAGCAUCCAGGUUUGCUGCAUUUGGAUUUGGACUGUGUCGAAAGUCAAAGGGAUGAGGUAUUAGUGUUCUUGUGAUGUCUUCAACAUGCAGACAGAGUCAGAGGUUUCUUUUGCCCCUAAGGCACAAGUCACAGACUUCAAUCAGGAGAGUAUUCCAACUCAAAGUGGUGAUCCUGGUGUAGUUUCAUCCACAUUGAAUAAUGUCUCAUCUGAGCGGCCUGCUAAAAAACCAACACGGCAAUGGGCUGCUUGGACACGUCAAGAGGAGGAAAGUUUCUUCAUGGCAUUACGGCAAGUUGGGAAGAAUUUUGAGAAGAUCACUUGUCGGGUCCAAAGUAAAAACAAGGAUCAGGUCAGACAUUAUUAUUAUCGUCUUGUGAGGCGCAUGAACAAGCUAUUGGGUCCAGGUUUAUGUUUGGAUGCCAAAAAUUCUAAAGAUACUAAUGCUGCAAUGCUUCGAUGGUGGUCUUUAUUGGAAAAGUAUAGCUGCAGAGCCUCAAAGCUUCAUCUAAAACCUCGCAGAUUUAAAAUAUUUGUGGAAGCAUUGGAGCAUCAACUUUUGAAAGACCGGAAGAAGAACAUCAGAAAACGGCCUUCUCAGAAUGAAAACUGUUCACCUGCAUCUCCAAAUACCAUCUCAAAUCAGGGUAGAUUGUCAGGACAUGAUGCUCGCUCUGUUAAACUGGUUUUUGUAGACAGUCAAAACAUUCAAAAAUUAGGACCUGGAAAAGGUUCAUUUAAGCGGAAUGCCAAUAUUGGUGUCAGCCGGAGCAACAUCAAAGGGGAGUCAACUACCAUGAAACCUGCAAGGCAAAGACGAAAGUCAGGUGCCUCAUCAGCUGCAUAUAAAAAAUGGGAAAAGGCUGCAAUAGCUGGGGUUUCUUUAGUUGCUGAUGCUGCUGAACAUUUGGAGAGAACCACUUAUGAUAAAGAUAUUGAAAAUGAUCAAGAUAAACCAGGGCAACAUGUUCUUGACCAAGUUGAAAGUGUCCAGCCCUUAUUGCCCAAUUUGUCCCAAAAUCCAUUUGUUGACAACAACGUGCAUGCUGCUACAGGGAAACUUAAACUUCAAUUGUUUCCAAUUGAUGAUGGCACUAGAAGAGCCUUAGAAAUGGAUAAACACAAUCCACACCUGGAACUCACUCUGAGUACUCGAAAAAAGAUAUCAUCAGUGUUGGAACAUCUAAAUCGCAAAUGGGGCAAUUCAAGUGUAGCCUCAGGGGAGCUUAUGCUUUUCCCUUACAGUGUUCAAAGGGAAAACUUGAUAGUUUAUCAGAGAUGGACUCAGGCCUCUGCUGCCAAUGCAGCAGAUGUAUAUGCAAUGAUUGGAAGCCCUUCAAUAUUCCGCUUAAGGUAUGGUUGGUUCUCCAAUGCUGCACUUGCAUCUCUAACAUGGCAAGCACCUUUCCCUUCUUCUAACAUUCCAAAUGUGCACAUUAUGAAUGUUGAAAGGCGGAAAGGGCAUACCACAUCUGUUCCAUGCACUGGUGAUCAGUCUGAGAAACUUGUGGAUCUAAUGCCAGUGAAAGAAACUCCAUCUGUAGAACCAGCUUUACCCAGUUUACCCAAUGAGACGGGUAAGCAACUUGGCACCAGUCCUAAAAAUAACGUUGGGAAUACCUCAGUUCCCACUACAAGUGAACCAUUGCAUAGAAUUGAGACAGUUAAUGGUGAUGUCAUGAGACACUUGGAAGAAGCAGAUGAUCAAAGAUUAAGCUGCAGUAUCUUAUCAUCUGUUGGGGAGUGGGCUGAUAGCUUUACAAACAUAAGUGUUGGAGAUUUACUUUCGGAAGUGCCUGAUGAUAUAGAUGCUAACUGUGUGGAUACAGCUGUUGCCGAAGGUUCUCAAUGUCUCCAGCUGAUUCCAUUCAGCUGUGAUUCAUUUGAUGCAGCCAUUGCUGCCCAUAUAUCUAGACAUGAUGAGCGGGUGGAAACUCCUAUUUUGGAAUCUCAUGCAUUGUCUAUCUUGGAUGCUGAAGAAACUUGUGAUGCCUUCUCAUUUCAGAAGAACCCUACUUGUCCAGAGGUUCAUAAAUUUUCCACUGUUGCUUCCCCUGGGGCAUGCAAUCAGAUUGCACAAACAAACUCAGUGGGUUCUGGCAACCUUGUUGAGGGCCUACAUGAUGCAGUGGAGCCUAUAGAAAAUUCUAGUCAUGAAGGUCCCAUUGAUGAGGAUCCAUUCGAUCCACACAUUCUGGACAAUUCUGCUAAAGAUUUCAAUGGGCUAACCGAUAUGUAUUGGCCCGACUCUUUAGGACCACUAGAUCUUGAUAUGCCAUCUUCUAAAUAUCAUAGUGAAGAUUUGAUUUUAAGUGAUAGCCUUGGAGGGUUGAACCGGCUAAUAGCCAGCAGUCUGGAUGCAUUUCAAAAUUGCUCGUUUUUUGGGUUUGACAAGAAAGAUUCAACGCCAGCAGUGGAAGCUCGAGAAUCCGCAUCUUGAGGUUCUUAAAUUGGCAUGGAGGUUCGUAAUCUUCGCCUUGUUUUGGUUUUAGAGAAUCAUUGAUCAAAAGCAGGAGUUUUACACUUAACGUAAAACUUGUGCCUUCCAAGUUUUGUUGACCUGAGUCUACAUGCGUUAAGACAGUAGAAUUCUGGCUCUGUAUGUAGAAGCUCCCCAAGAAAUGAGCCCCGUCGAUCCGUAUGUACAAAGUAGCAAUUGAAAAAUAUUAACAAACUUGCUCUUCCCUUCUUAUUUUUUAAUCUUUCUGUAUAUUUGUUUAUAAACUGAUCAGGAAUUUACUCAACUUGAAUAGAUGACAAAGUGCAUCUGCCGGUUCUUUUUUCUCCUCCUUUUGUCAAUGCCAUGGUAGUUGUAUUUUGU
Messenger RNA from Rubroshorea leprosula, 3038 nucleotides. NCBI's taxonomy places the organism in Eukaryota, Viridiplantae, Streptophyta, Magnoliopsida, Malvales, Dipterocarpaceae. The record is from the annotation of a GenBank genome assembly.